AUGAUCGUUGUGCAACUGAAAGCUACUUAUACUGUUCCGUUGAGCAACAGUAAUAAAAGUGCUACAAUAUAUGCCUGGAGUACUUGGGGUAGCUGGAGUGCCUGUUCAAGGUCGUGUGGUGGAGGAGUAGCUGUUCAAGAGAGACACUGCCUACCAAGAGAUCCUACACGGUGGCGUCGCAGCAGGAAGAGAAGGAAACUAGGCAGAGAAGACAGAUCUCGUCGAGCUCGUACUGCCAAUAAUAUUGUGAAUGUACCAGACUGUGCCGGACUUGGAAGACGAUACCACGAGUGUAAUACACAGCCAUGUCCGGGAUCGUAUCUGGAUUCUCGUGGGGAACAAUGCGCGUUGUACGACCGCAGGCCGUUUAGAGGCAGGUUCUAUACAUGGGUUCCGUACGUCGACGGUAACGCACCAUGUAUUCUCAACUGCCGGCCUCGUGGACAGCAGUUCUACGCAUCACUAGCCCUGGUCGCUGAUGGAACUUCCUGCACAAAACCCGGUUACCGCGCUAUAUGUGUUCAGGGCUCAUGUAAGGUGGUAGGUCGUGAAGAGGUUCUAGCAUCGACUGCGACGAGAGACGUCCAGUGUGGACGUCGCCUUGUUUCUGGUCUCUUCUCCCGACCUCGUCUUCCUCUGGGAUAUUCCUCUGUCACCACAGUGCCAACCGGCGCUUGUAGACUUAAUGUCUCCGAAAUUGUCGCCAGUGAAAAUUACAUCGCACUAAGAGUAUCCAACGGUUCAUACAUUGUAAACGGUGAGUUUGCUGUUAGUGCACCUGGUACAUACGAGGCGGCGGGUGCAAGAUUUGUAUACUCUCGAUCUGCUGGACUAGACAAUAUAUUUGCUAUGGGACCCAUACAUCAACCCAUUGAUAUUAUGGUCUUAUACACGCAACCAAACCCGAACAUAAAAUACGAAUACCUUACCGAUUCGCUGCCUGAUGAAACGAGCAACGACAUUCCGAAUGAUAUUAGCAGUUCUGCCCAUCAUCAGAUGCAAAGGCAUCAUCGCCACCAUGUGGCAGAAUCCCAUACGAGGGCUCUAGAAAAGUCUGGACCAUCUUUGUCGAAGCAACCAGAAGCGAGUUCGUCUGAAACACAAUAUCAAUUGGACACGAAUGUUAUUGGCGAUAGAAUAUUUGUAUGGAAAGUAAUGUCAUACACGCAAUGUUCAAGAACUUGUGGUGGCGGUCUUCAAAUUGGGAAAUUUAAAUGUGUCGAAGUAGAUGGUAAAGAAGACCGUGAAGUAUCUGCUGCUCAUUGCAAAGGAUCACCACCACCGUCUCGACGUAGAAGAUGUGGGGUUGUUCCUUGUCCACCUCGAUGGAGGGCUGCCGCUUGGGGUCCCUGCCCUGUUUGCGGUCCAGCUCAUAGGACUAGAAUAGUUGGAUGUGUUCAAGAUCAUGCUCGGGGAAUUACAAAGAUAAGCGAUCAAAAAUGUCCCCUACCUAUGCCACCAAGUAAGGAACCAUGUGAUAUACCGAAUUGUGAUGGUACUGCUAGCACAGAUAGCACACCACGUCUUGAUGCGAGACGUCACGUAAAUCCUUACGAACGUGUUGAUGCAUUCCAUGAAACAAAACCAAAGGUGACUCUCGCUAACAACGUAUCUGCUAUCGAGGUUCAUCCAAAACAUGAAUCGAAGUACACUCAUAGUGCUGCUGGUGGAUGGCUGUAUACUGAAUGGUCUCAGUGUGUCGGUUGGUGUUCGAGCGGUGUUCAGUCCCGCGGCGUCCGUUGCUCGGAGCCCGAUGGGUGCUCCGCCCACGCCCCGGCCUCAUCACAGGCCUGCUCGGCGAAGAAACAAUGUGAGCCGCAAUGGUUUACUGGAGAGUGGUCUCCAUGUACCGCUGAAUGUGAUGGAAGACAGAUAAGAGGUGUCAUUUGUAUCGGAGGAAACGGAAGAAGAUUGAGAGAUGGUUCAUGCAAAACACCAAAACCUGAAGCCGAAAGACCAUGCGGUGGAACCUGUGCACCAUCUUGGUAUCUUAGUGACUGGGGGGAGUGCACGGGUCCUUGUGAGGCUGGUAUUCAGACUCGUACAGUGUGGUGUGCUCGUGGCGGGGCGGGGGGUGCGGGGGGCGCUGGAUCAGCCAGGGAUCUGGAGUGUGGGGGAGGAAGACCACCAGCUAGGAGGUCAUGUGUACCAGCGAGGUGCACAACUAGACCGGUGAAGCCGGCCGUGAUAACACCCACAGUUACAGACCCGCAACGAGUGACGAGACAUCAAAGUCAAAACACGCAGAACGUCAAAGAACGGUCGUAUAGAAACGGAACGUGUACUGACAAGUUGAGCAAUUGUUCGCUAGCGGUGCAAGCGCGUCUCUGUCACUACCGCUACUACGCUGACAGCUGCUGUCGCUCCUGUCACGGACGGUAG
Molecule: messenger RNA, 2382 nt
Organism: Danaus chrysippus (African queen)
Lineage: Eukaryota; Metazoa; Arthropoda; Insecta; Lepidoptera; Nymphalidae
Source: the annotation of a GenBank genome assembly